This is a messenger RNA of Hippocampus zosterae (dwarf seahorse), 1723 nucleotides long. RefSeq names its product extracellular superoxide dismutase [Cu-Zn]-like. NCBI's taxonomy places the organism in Eukaryota, Metazoa, Chordata, Actinopteri, Syngnathiformes, Syngnathidae. Gene Ontology annotation, molecular function: superoxide dismutase activity; copper ion binding. Gene Ontology annotation, biological process: removal of superoxide radicals. The transcript is spliced from 2 exons. The coding region runs from base 142 to 801 and encodes 219 amino acids. The record is from RefSeq and is a predicted model, not a curated record.
CGCUCCACCCUCACCAAAGAGACGCCCACUGACUCGGUUAUUAUACAACUUAGACAAAUAAAUGAAAAUCAUAUUUUUCUUCAUCACACGGUCUCUGCAGCAAAAACUCCCGAGUGAAAGUGCAUAAUUUGGAUCAGAUCGAUGUUAGUAACAAUGCAUCAGUACUGGCCAAAGUGUGUAGUGGGGGCAUCGCUUCUGUUUUUGCUGUCCAUCUGUCAGUGCGCCUCAGCCAACACCGACACCUUGGCUCCAGCAGAGGUCUGGCAAAACAAUGGCACUCUGUAUGCAGCCUGUAAAGUGAGACCGAGUUCCUCGCUUCUUGACGGUUUGCCCAAAGUCUACGGCCAAGUGCUCUUUAAACAGGAUUAUCCUCAUGGAAAGCUCAAAAUUCUUCUCCGGUUCCAUGGAUUGCCCGUGGGGAGUGAGCCAGAGCCAAGAGCGGUGCACAUUCAUCAGUAUGGAGAUCUGCAACAGGGAUGCGAUUCCACCGGAGGUCACUAUAACCCUCAAGGUGUCAAUCACCCCAACCACCCCGGAGAUUUGGGACACUUUGUGCCCCAACAAGGCAAAAUCAAUGCCGCAUUAGAGUCUGAGGCCACAUUAUUUGGCAGUCUGUCUGUGCUUGGAAGAGCAGUGGUGAUUCAUGAGCGGCGGGAUGACUUUGGCCUUGGGGGAGACGCUGGCAGUCUGCUCCAUGGAAAUGCAGGACGCAGGCUCGCCUGCUGCAUUGUUGGGAUUACCUCUGCCAAUCUCUGGAAUACAUACUCCAGGUCAAUCAAUAGGCGCCUGCGUAGAAUUUAACUGCACUUUUUGCCCUUCAUGUAUUAUAUUUUCAGCUAUGUGUGCUUAAUCUGAUAAAUGAAGAAGUAGCUGGCCAUGUAAAGCAUACAUUGUUGAAUAGGUCAACAUGCCCGUUAGACACAAAUCUAAUUUUCUUGCCGCUGUGCUGAGAAAACGUGAAAAGUGGUUUAUUUUGAAGAAACACAAGCACAAAUUACAAUAUAUUUUACAUUUCAGUUCUUUCACCACAAACGAGGACCAGUGCUUGAAAUUGAAAUAGAGUAGUGGCCUCUCCAUCCAAAAAGAUUUGGACCCCCUGUCUCAGAACGCUGAGGCAAAUGUGCUAAUCACUCAUCCACCAUGCUAGCCGGGUCGACCUAACACAGACAUAUUCUUUAAAAGUGUAUUCACAUUUUGUCCAGUGUUCACCAAUGAAUGCUUGUAACUGACAAAAUCUACAAUACAAAGUGCAGACAUACCCUCCAAGUGGCGUCAAAUGACAAUAUUGUGAAUAAAAUACACAGCUGCUGCAACUAUUCUGGUCCUUUUAAUCGUGAUUUGUGUCCGUCAAGGAUACUUUUCCAAUUAUUACUGAUUAAUUUGUUAAAUUCAUCGAGAAUAAAUUUCCUCAUAUCCAUCUUUCAUAAUGACGAAAAAAAAUCUGAUUUUCAUUUCAUGUGAUCCAGAUUGAUUUUAUGGCAAACUAAGUUGCGAUCUUAUUUGCCUUGUUCAGAUGUUAUCUAAUUGUUCACUUGGCGGAGCGUUUUCUGAGUACGGCACUAAUGUUUUCUUUUUGUUUUUUUAAUUAACUUUUACAAGGAGUUCAUGUAUUCAAAAUGUUUCUUCAUAUGUCUAUUGUUAUUUGCCACAUUUUGGUACUGAAUCCCACAGAUACAUUCAAAACAAUUCACUUCAACGAUUAAAUUGGGUGUUUUUAUGAAAA